GAGAGAGAGAUCCGAGGGGAGGAGGGAAAGACGACUCAGAAAGUGGAAUCUGCACAAGCAACCUAGGAGAGGAAAAACCCUGAAUCUUUAAUAACUCCACGCCAGAUGCAACGCAAGCAACGACUUCGUCACACUAAAACAGAUCUUGUGAGGGCCAAAAGUAUAAAUUACGAAGCAGAAAUGAAUAUCAAACAACUUCCAGUGGUUUGCACCUAGGGAAAGACAAAAACAACCCACUGCAAACAAACCAACCCAAUCCAAACAACGCCUCCAGUAGGAAACGAGGAAAACUGCGACGCCACGACCCCCGAGAAGAGAGAAGACCUGCGCGCUCAGACCACGGGUGUCUGCAAUCUCCAAGGGUGCCGCGGACCAAGCUGCCGUCGCUGCUCUGCGGACAUUAAUUACAUCCUUCCCUCUCCAUUGAGGGGAGGGUGAGGCUCGCGCGUUACCUACGCCGAAGAAAUAAGUCCCACCGGAGUGGCAGAGAAGUUUAAGAAUGAACCACUGAAUGUGGAGCUUUUAGUUUAAAAUUUGCUUUGGCACUUAAAAGACCUCAUUUCCAGAUAACUGAGCAAUCUCGGCUGCAGUCAUCCAAGCCUAACCACCUCUUGGUAAUCUGAAUUCUUCUCUCUCACCCCCCUGCAUCGCUCUCCAACACAGCCUAGUUUACUUAUCGAGAGAAAGCUGAAAGUCUCAGCAGGUACUUGUCUUCUUCAAAGACGUUGUUUCUAAUUUUCCGCACAAGGAGAAAAGAUUUCGAAGGAGGAAAAGAAAAGGCGAGCCGGCUGUGGCAUCGGCGGGUCAGCCCAGGUGUAAAGCAAGAGUGAAAGUGGGGUUUAAGGGUUGCGCACCGCCUCUUUCCAAGCCGCAGGGCCACCACCAGCGAGUGAGCCUUGGAUCCCUCAACGUACUGCGAGACGCCGGUGUACAGCCCGGACCUGUGCCCCAACAUGAUCGCCGCGCAGGCCAAGCUGGUUUACCAGCUCAAUAAAUACUACACUGAGCGCUGCCAGGCGCGCAAGGCGGCCAUCGCCAAGACCAUCCGAGAGGUCUGCAAGGUGGUCUCGGACGUGCUGAAGGAAGUGGAGGUACAGGAGCCUCGCUUCAUCAGCUCACUGAGCGAGAUCGACGCCCGCUACGAGGGGCUGGAGGUCAUCUCGCCAACCGAGUUCGAGGUGGUGCUCUACCUUAACCAGAUGGGCGUCUUCAACUUUGUGGACGACGGCUCGCUGCCCGGCUGUGCAGUGCUCAAAUUGAGCGAUGGGCGGAAGCGGAGCAUGUCUCUGUGGGUCGAGUUCAUCACGGCGUCCGGCUACCUCUCCGCGCGCAAGAUCCGCUCCCGUUUCCAGACGCUGGUCGCCCAAGCGGUGGACAAGUGCAGCUACCGGGAUGUGGUCAAGAUGAUUGCCGAUACCAGCGAGGUCAAGUUGCGCAUCAGGGAGCGCUACGUGGUGCAAAUCACUCCAGCGUUCAAGUGCACCGGGAUCUGGCCUCGCAGCGCUGCCCAGUGGCCCAUGCCCCACAUCCCAUGGCCUGGCCCCAAUCGGGUGGCGGAGGUCAAGGCCGAAGGCUUCAAUCUGCUCUCCAAGGAGUGUUACUCUCUAACGGGCAAGCAGAGCUCGGCGGAGAGUGACGCCUGGGUGCUGCAGUUCGGAGAGGCAGAGAACCGCCUGCUGAUGGGCGGCUGCCGAAACAAGUGUCUCUCGGUGCUGAAGACGCUGCGGGACCGCCACCUGGAGCUGCCGGGCCAGCCGCUCAAUAACUACCACAUGAAGACUCUGCUGCUUUACGAGUGCGAGAAACACCCGCGGGAAACGGACUGGGACGAGGCAUGCCUGGGCGACCGGCUAAACGGCAUCCUGCUGCAGCUCAUCUCCUGCCUGCAGUGCCGCCGCUGCCCCCACUACUUUCUGCCCAACCUCGACCUCUUCCAGGGCAAGCCCCAUUCGGCCCUGGAGAGCGCUGCCAAGCAGACCUGGAGGUUGGCCAGGGAAAUCCUCACCAAUCCCAAAAGCCUGGACAAACUAUAGGGUGCUGGGGACUGCGUGAAAAGCCACACACACGGGCGUGCUCUCCCACCCACACCACAAACCACUCAGCGACAACAGUGGAAACUCUGGACACAACUUUAUGUAAAUCACCUGAAAGAAACCAGAAUCAGCGGAAGACCUCCGUUAAUUAAGAAGCAAACAAAAGAGAGCAAACCAAUCAAACAACAACAAAAAAAACCCAACGUCUUGCACAAAAGUGAUCAUUUUCUUCCAAACAAUGUGAAUUUAAAAGGUCACACAAAAGAAGCAAUCGCGCUUUACCAUCACAAAAUGAAACCCAAGGUACAAUUUCAAAUCAAUGUAUAGUAGCUUCCCCUCCCUCUUCCUCCUUUACCCCUAUCUUCUGUCUGUCUGUCUGUCCUUCUCUCUCUCGUUUUGUUUUUUGUUUUGGUUGCCUGAAUGAUUGUCACAAAGUGAAAAAGUUAUUUAACUAUUAUGUAAACGUUCUCUUUUUAAAAGUUUUACUGAUGUUAAGUGUAUCUCAGUGCCAAUGUCAGAUUGUCCUCCCUCUCGCACCUCUCCCCACACUUCCCACACGUCUUGUUGAAAACAGUAAUAAAAUAUGACUACAUUGUAA
Castor canadensis (American beaver) is the source of this 2631-nucleotide messenger RNA. It is a transcript of the gene Mab21l2, whose product is annotated as mab-21 like 2. The record is from RefSeq and is a predicted model, not a curated record. NCBI's taxonomy places the organism in Eukaryota, Metazoa, Chordata, Mammalia, Rodentia, Castoridae.